UCCGCAGACAUUGUUGAGGUGAUUUGUAAUACCACCGGCAUUCCGCAUUUACAAUUCGACUGGCAUGCCAACGAAGCCUAUGGCGGUCAUAGUCGCAAUCACAAACUGACAGUGAAUGUAGCACCUACAGAGCAAAUGCUUUCUUGCGCAUUUUUGGAUAUUAUGCGCAUGAAGCAACUGGAUUGGAAAUCGUUUACGAUCGUCUAUGAGAAUAGUCGAAGUCUGGCUCGCAUGCAACGCUUAUUCGGCUGGCGUCAAUUGCACAAAGCUGGCAUAAAAUUAUGGCAUUUCAAUCGUGGCGAUGACUAUCGUGUAAUCUGGAAGCUUAUUAGUAAUUCACGCGAAAAAUAUGUGGUAUUGGACUGUCCGUCGGAUAUAAUCACCGAAGUGCUGAAUGCGUCCAUAUAUUUCAAUAUGACCGGACAGUUUAAUCACUGGUUUCUUACAAGUUUGGAUACGCACACAAGUAAUAUACGCUCCUUGUACUCUCGUAACUUCGUCGCCAAUAUGAUCGCUGUGCGCGUACGCCCCUACAUGCCUCCACCGGUGCAUGAUGAGGCAGAUGUUUUCGAAAACGAACAGGAGGAUCAGAUAAUUACCAUUCGCAGUAAAUUACUCUACGAUGCUAUUGUAUUAUAUUUCAAUGCUUUACGACGCCAAAUUCGAAACUUACACUACCAAGCGCCUAGAGUGCGCUGUCAUCGAGGGUAUUGGCGUACAGGCUUGGAGCUUUUGGAUCAGAUGAAACUUCUGACAUCUCGUAAUGUAACGCCACCCUAUAAGACACAAAAAAUGCAGUUAAACAAAUAUGGUGAACGUGAAGAGUUUAAUUUGGAAAUUUACAAUCCAAUGGUGGAACGUAUUACACAUAUUUGGAAUCAAAAUAAAAACCUAGUUGCUUUCGAAGAUUUGGUAGAAGCAAAAGAAAUGAAGAAACAAAAAUACAAUGAGGUAGAAGAUUUUACGCCCAAACGUGUGAAGUAUACAGUAGCGACACGUAUCGGAGAACCUUACUUUAUGUGGCGUCAAGAACCGGAGGGUGUUCACUAUGAGGGCAAUGAACGCUUUGAGGGCUACGCUGUGGAUCUAAUUUACAGUCUGGCACAGCAGUGCAAGUUCGAUUUUGUCUUUGAGCCAGUGCCAGAUAAUAAUUAUGGCAGUUACGAUCCGAUAACUGAUGAGUGGAAUGGCAUUAUACGGCAAUUAAUUGACAAUAAUGCACAAAUUGGCAUUUGCGACUUAACUAUCACGCAGGCGCGUCGAAGUGUGGUGGAUUUUACGGUGCCUUUCAUGCAACUUGGUGUUAGUAUUCUAUUCUACAGAGAACCACCACCACCAAAGAAUCUUUUCGGCUUUCUUUCCCCAUAUUCUUUGGAUGUUUGGAUCUAUCUGUUGGUGGCUAUUAUGAUAACGGCGUUGGUUUUGGUAGUGGUGGGUCGCGUCUCACAACUCGACUGGUUAAGCCCAAUUCCACAUGAUCCUGAUCCCGCUGAAGUGGAGAAUAUUUGGAAUUUAUCUAAUUCGCUCUGGUUGAAUAUUGGUUCGAUUCUGAAUCAGGGCUGUGAUAUACUGCCGAAAGGUCCCGCAAUGCGUUUGUUCACCGCAUUUUGGUGGAUCUUCUCACUUCUACUCUCUCAGACUUAUAUCGCCAAAUUGGCGGCCUUCAUUACUGCUUCCAAAAUGGAAAGUUCCAUAACGAAUUUACAUGGUCUCAUCGAUCAGAAUAAGAUACAGUUUGGUAUGCUAAAGGGUGGUAGCACAUCGUUUUUAUUCUCGGAAUCGAAUGAAUCUGAAUAUCGGCUGGCUUGGAACAAGAUGGUUGCCAUGAAACCAGAUGCCUUCACGUCGAAUAACAGAGAGGGCGUGGAUCGUGUGAAACGUAGUCGUGGCCGUUACGCGUACCUCUUGGAGACCACCACGCUACAAUACUACCUGAAUCUAAAUUGUGAAUUGAAACAGAUUGGCGAACCAUUUAAUGAAAAGCAUUACGGCAUUGCGGUACCGUUGAAUGCGCCCUUUCGCUCUAACCUUAGUGUGGGCAUUUUGAAACUCAGCGAGAAGGGCGAAUUGUAUAAAAUGAAACGUAAAUGGUUUACCACAAACGAGACGAACUGCAAUGUUGAUUUGGACGAAGGCGCUGAUAAUGGCCAGUACACAAUGGAAUCGGUGGGUGGUUUAUUUAUAGUUCUAAUCGGUGGCAUACUGGUUUCCAUAUUAAUUGGCAUAUUCGAGUUCCUCUGGAACGUUGAGCAGAUUUCAGUGAAAGAAAAGCUACCAACAAUGGUCAUUUUCAAGGCUGAGCUGAAGUUCUUCCUACGCUUCUGGCAGACACGCAAGCCUUUGCGCACUUAUGCAGAGAGUCGUGGCUCAACAUCGACUGGUUACUCAUCUUUUGAGCAAACUGCAAGCACUUCGACUGCCAAGAAGAAAAGGAAGAAGAAAUCGAAGAAAAUUCACGAGCAAUGAGCGGGGCUG
Messenger RNA from Rhagoletis zephyria (snowberry fruit fly), 2475 nucleotides. RefSeq names its product Glutamate receptor IIB (gene GluRIIB). Lineage: Eukaryota; Metazoa; Arthropoda; Insecta; Diptera; Tephritidae. Gene Ontology annotation, cellular component: membrane. The record is from RefSeq and is a predicted model, not a curated record. Gene Ontology annotation, molecular function: ligand-gated monoatomic ion channel activity; signaling receptor activity. Gene Ontology annotation, biological process: monoatomic ion transport.